This is a messenger RNA of Protopterus annectens (West African lungfish), 957 nucleotides long. It is a transcript of the gene PDZD9, whose product is annotated as PDZ domain containing 9. The transcript is spliced from 5 exons. Gene Ontology annotation, molecular function: protein binding. Bases 1 to 957 code for a protein of 318 amino acids. Lineage: Eukaryota; Metazoa; Chordata; Ceratodontiformes; Protopteridae. The record is from RefSeq and is a predicted model, not a curated record.
AUGUUGGAAGACAUGUGUGAACAUGACAUGAGCACCACAAUAGAAGCAACUCUGUACAAAGAACCCAAAGGAAUUGGACUAGCAAUAAUUGAGAAUGGACCAUUUCUUCAGAUUCUGAAGCUAAUCGACUAUAGCCCUGCAGCCAGAAAUGGAAAACUAAUUCCAGGGGAUGUUAUCACGAAAAUUGGGUAUGCAAACGUCUUGGGUUAUAAACUUCGUGAGUUUCAACAGCUGAUCAAUGCACUUCCUAUUGGUACAAAAUUGCGGAUUAUUGCCUACAGAAAUUACAUUGACUUACCCAAGGCCUGGACCACUGAACCAGCUAUAUCCAAUAUACUAAAUACAAUGAGUUUAGAUGACUUUGCUGCAUCUUUGCCUGCUGAAGACAAGUAUUAUAUGAAUGAAAUUGUUUCUAAUAAAAUUAGGAGCACCUUAGAGAUUGUGCUCACUGGUUAUAUACUGUACUCCUCAGGUCCCAUUUCACUACUUGAUGUACCAUGUAAUAAAGCCAUUCGGGAUCUAGGAAACAAACGGCAUGGGGCAAAACACAAUGAUCUUAAGUGCUUCGAUGUCACAUCAUUACCAAGCUUGGCAGCGACAUAUAACUAUGAAGCUUGUAGCAGCAGUAAAGAAGAAAGUGAGGAUUCAGACUCUGAUGAAAGCCUUCUUUCAUGUAAAAUGGAAUCACUACAGUUGCUAAUGAAGAAUCACGUCUUCACAUCAGUUCCGCUAGUGUCAAAAACAUGGCACACCCAAAAGACAUCAUUGAAGGUUCUUUCUGUUGGCUCAGACACUGGAUAUGAUAUUAUAAUUCACAGACCUUUUAUAGAUGAAGACUUCUCUUCAGAUGAUAACCUAAAUUCCACAUCCUCUUCCUCUCCAUCAUCUUCAUGUGAUUUGGAUCAUUUUUGGCUUCAAGGUUCUGCCAUUUCUACAGAUACUCAGUCUGAUGAUUAA